Drosophila takahashii is the source of this 6660-nucleotide messenger RNA. It is a transcript of the gene Rbcn-3B, whose product is annotated as WD repeat-containing protein Rbcn-3B. Gene Ontology annotation, cellular component: cytoplasm. The record is from RefSeq and is a predicted model, not a curated record. Gene Ontology annotation, molecular function: protein binding. NCBI's taxonomy places the organism in Eukaryota, Metazoa, Arthropoda, Insecta, Diptera, Drosophilidae.
CAAAACCUAUCGAGAACCCCACGGUCGAUAAAUACUUUCGUUGCUUUUUUCCAACGUCGUGUACAAAAAAAAGAAAAAAAGAGCAGGAAAAAAGCAAAUACAAGGGAAAUACCUGCAGAGUGCAGCCAGUAAAGUGUUUAAUUUUGUUUCCCGUGGAGUGCCGACCAGUGUGCAAUUGUCCAGUGGAAAGUGUGCAGUGAAAAAUGCCCAGCACCAAAACCCAAAGGUGGCCAGCAAAAGCAAUAACAAAAUAGCAAAGAAAAGUGCUCGUGUGUUGGUGUGCUCGGGGGGUGGUGUGCGUUUCGCCCGUCCCGUGUCCAUAAAUUAGAAUCGAAAUCGAGCUGAAGUCACCGCGACGACGAUGUCCGUCGACCAGGAUCAAUAACCACUAUCACCAUCGCCGUUGGACCAUUAAGUUCUCCAUAUCCGGAGGCAAUCGGAAUCUGUACCUUGGAGGAAUAGGAAUCGGAAUCGGAAUUGGAAUAGGAAUCACGCGCGAAUCGGCCACCCCAAUACGGAAAACUGCUGAAAAAUAGACCGCAGUAGGCGAAUCAGCAGCGAGAAGGAAGGCGGCGGAGGAGGAGAAGGAUCCAGAUCCAGAUCCAGUUGCAGAUCCACCGCAGAGAUUGGGUAAAGCACACACCACCAGCAGCAGCAUGGUGAGUACCAAUCUGGUGGUGCCGGUGGUGCUGUGGGGACCCACGGCGCCCACGCACUGCAUCUCGAGCGUGUUCCUCUCGGACGACCAGUUCACCCUGGUGACCGGCUGCUACGACGGCCAGAUCUGCCUGUGGCAGGUGGAGCCCAGCACCCUGAAGAUGUCGCCGCGCUGCCUGCUGGUGGGCCACUCGGCGCCGGUGCUGUGCCUGGUGCGCGCCUCGCUGCUGCCGGAGAACAACUUCCUGGUCAGCUCGUCGGAGAACGGCGAGAUGUGCACCUGGGACCUCACGGACGGCAAGUGCAUGGAGGCGGUCAAGCUGCCCCAGGUGCACACCCAGAUCCAGAGCUACCACACGGCCAACAGCGAGGACGUGCGCCUCUUCUGCAUCGGCUACUACGCCGAGAUCAUGGUCAUGGACCCCUUCAGCCUGGAGGUGAUCUACGUGCUCAGCUCCAAGGUCAAGCCGGACUGGAUAUCCGCCCUCCACGUGCUGCGGCCCAUGCGCCGCAAGGACGACGUGGUGCUGGCCAUCACCACCACGGGCACGGUGAAGGUCUGGACGCUCACGGGCAACGAGAACAAGCACGCGGAGCCCAUCUACGAAAACGAGUCCAAGGAGAUCCGCUGCCUGAACGCCAUCACGAUGAACUGCUGCGCCCAGAACCAGCGCACCGUGCUGCUGGUCUGCACCAAGUACUGGCAGAUCUACGACGCCGGCGACUUCACCGUUCUCUGCUCCGUGAUCGCCCCGGCGCGGGAGCGCUGGCAGGGCGGGGACUUCCUCACCUCGGACCGCGUGAUGCUCUGGACGGACGAGGGCAAGGGCUACCUGUACAAGCUGCCCGCCAACUGCAUUCCGGACAACAAGGAGUUCCACUCGAAGAGCGUGGUCCGGGACGCGCCCUACCUGUACUACGUGCUGCAGCACGCGGGCGACAAGGUGCUCUCCUGCCCGCCGGCCAUGAAGCUGCUCCAGGGCGCCGGCGGGCAGCACAACCUGCUGCGCGGCGACUCCGAGGGCUACAUCUCGGUGUGGAACGUGCCGGAGGUGCCGCUGGACAACAUCAGCAUCCUGCAGGCCAAGCAGAUGCCGCCGCGCGUGCUCAAGCCGCACGUGUGCACCUCGCUGGUGGAGGCCUGGUCCAUCAUGGACCCGCCGCCCGUAGGCAUCCUGGACCAGCUGUCGCGCAUCACGGAGUCGCCGGUGAAGCUCACCUCGAGCAUCUACCUGCCGCAGCAGAGCCGCCUGGUGAUCGGGCGCGAGGACGGCAGCAUCGUGAUCGUGCCGGCCACCCAGACGGUGAUGAUGCAGCUGCUGGUGGGCAUCAAGCAGAACUUCAGCGACUGGCCCUCGCACCAGAUCCUGUACGGCCAUCGUGGAAGGGUUAAUUGCCUGCUCUGUCCCUCGAUGAUACACUCGCGCUACGAGAAGUCGCACCUGCUCUCGGGCGGCAUCGACUUCGCCGUCUGCCUGUGGGACCUGUACAGCGGCAGCCUGCUGCACCGCUUCUGCGUCCACGCCGGCGAGAUCACGCAGCUGCUGGUGCCGCCGGAGAGCUGCAGCCCGCGCAUUCUCAAGUGCAUCUGUUCGGUGGCCUCGGACCACUCGGUGACGCUGGUCUCGCUGCAGGAGCGCAAGUGCGUCACCCUGGCCAGCAGGCACCUCUUCCCCGUGGUCACCAUCAAGUGGCGCCCGUUGGACGACUUCCUCAUCGUGGGCUGCUCGGACGGCAGUGUGUACGUGUGGCAGAUGGAGACGGGCCACCUGGACCGCGUGCUCCACGGAAUGCUGGCCGAGGAGGUGCUGUCGGCCUGCGACGAGCAGGCGGAGGACGGAGGGUCGGGAAGUGGUACUGUAUCCAAUGGGACUUCGGCCAGCGAGAUGGGCAUGGCCAAUCCGGCAGUGCACUUCUUCCGCGGCCUCAAGUCGCGCAACAUGAACGCCAUCCGUCACGCGACGCAGCGCGGGAUCAACCAGCUGCAGCAGCUGCAGGGACACAACCAGGGAAACUUCGACUUCCUGAUGAAGCACCGCAGCAACCCGCUGGUCAUCCAGGGACUGCGCACCAACCCCAAGGACGCCGAGAGCCACAUCCUCUUCUUCGACAUCGAGGGCCUGAUCUUCGAGCUGCACAGCGAGGAGUACGCCCAGAUGACGCCGGCCACGCUGGAGUCGCUCGGGGUGCACCUGCAGAACCCCAAGGACGGCAAGUCGAUGCACCUGGACGCGAGCAAGAAGAUCGGCGACUUCUUCAGCAAGGUCAAGAACAAGGCGGUGGACGUGGAGAAGAUCCUGAAGGACAAGGACAAGCACGGCCUGGUGCAAAAGUUCAAGGAGAAGACCGAGAUCGUGGAGAAGAAGGUGCAGGCCAAGGUGGAGAGCCUGCAGAAGGCGGUGGAGCCGCACGAGGAGCAGCAGGACCUCCGGAGCAAGAUCGCCUCCAAGAUGGAGGUCACGCACGUGAUGGAGGUGGCCCAGCUGCUGCUCUCGCUGCUGCACUCCUGGGGCCUGGACCCGCACCUGGACAAGAUGUGCGAGACGCGGCUGGGCCUGCUGCGCCCCAUAGUGCCCAUCUCCUACGGCGUGCUCUCCAAGGCCGGCUACAUGUCCCUGCUGCUGCCCACGUGGCAGAACAACUACGCCAUUCCGCCGGGCCUCCAGCUGCCCUCCAGCUCCAAGAAGCGCCCGCUGCCGGAGGAGCUGCAGCGCCUGGAGCACCUGACCGCCGUCUUCACCUCGCGCCUGCACUGGGAGCUGAGCACCACGCUGACCACCAACCACAUCCUGGCCCUGGUGGCCAUGUCCAACACGCUGCUCUCGAUGAGCGCGGCCUCCUUCCUGCCGGACAGCGAGAAGCACAAGAAGCUGCAGCGCCUGGCCCAGCGCACGGACUCCACGCUGAGCAACGAGGAGGAGCGCGAGGAGCUGCUGGCCCACCACGUCUCGCAGAUCAAGCACGCCUGGAGCCUGCUGGCCACCCACCACUGCUUCCUGCUGCCGGAUAAGAUCGAGGCCCUCGAGCCCAGGAAGUUCAAGCGGCCGCAGGUGGAGAUGAUGGUCAAGCGCUGGCAGCACCACUGCAUCGAGAUCCGGGAGGCGGCCCAGCAGAUCCUGCUCGGCGAGCUCACCCGCAUGGGCAAGAAGGGCCGCAAGCAGCUGGUCGAGAGCUGGGCGCAGUACCUGCCGCUCUACACGCACACGGAGCCCAUAGUGGGGGCCCAGCAGCAGCUGGCGCUGAUCAGCCAGCCGGCGGGUGGCGGAGCGGGCGGAGGAGCGGGCGGCAAUGGCGGCGGAGGAGGAGGAGGCGUGGGAGGAGGUUCCGGAGGAGGAGGCGGCGGAACUGGAGGUGCCGGCAACGUGGCGGGCGGCGAUCCGCACCAGGACGAGGACUACGAGGAGGAGGAGGAGGAGAUCAUACGCAAGCCAUCCAGCCUGUCGGAGCUGAAGCGCAAGCAGACCACGGCAGUCAUACUUCUAGGGGUCAUAGGAGCCGAGUUCGGUCAGGACAUCUCGCAGGAGUCGCCGAACCACCGGGGCAGCAUCAGCAUGGCCACGGGAGCGAGUCUCACCAGUGGCGCUGCCGCCGGCGGCGAGCGGAGGAAGUCGAGUGUGGUGGAGGGCUUCGGCAUAGCCAACAACCUGGCCCGGCUCACCUCCAUGGCCCUGGCCCACCUGCUGUACGCGCCGCCGUCCCCGAAGCUGCCGCAGUACACGCCGCUGCGCCGGGCGGCCAUCGACCUGCUGGGCAGGGGCUUCACCGUGUGGGAGCCCUACCUGGACGUGUCCAAGGUGCUGCUCGGCCUGCUGGAGAUCUCGUGCGAGGGCAAGGCGGUGCCGAACCUGAACUACAAGCUGCCGCUGACCCCGCAGGCCGACGCCUGCCGGACGGCCAGGCACGCGCUGCGGCUGAUAGCCACCGCCCGGCCGGCGGCCUUCAUCACCACCAUGGCCCGCGAGGUGGCCAGGUACAACACGAUGCAGCAGAACGCGCAGUCCAUCAACGCGCCGCUCACCCAGUCCGUGCUGCACAAGGCCAAGGGCGAGAUCCUGCAGUGCGUGGAGAUGCUGAUCGACAAGAUGCAGUCCGAGAUCGCCGGCCUGCUGGUCGAGGUGAUGGACAUCGCCCUGCACUGCGUGGACAGCAACGAGCUGAAGAGCCGCGGCCUGGCCGACCUCUGCCCGGCCAUCUGCCGCUUCAACCAGAUCUCGCACUGCGCCCAGACGCGCCGCAUCGCCGUGGGCGCCAACAGCGGCAACCUGGCCAUCUACGAGCUGCGCCAGAACAAGUGCCAGAUGAUCCCGGCCCACACGCACCCCAUCACCUCGCUGGCCUUCUCGCCCGACGGCAAGUACCUGGUCUCGUACUCCUGCGCCGAGAACCGCCUCUCCUUCUGGCAGACCUCCACGGGCAUGUUCGGCCUGGGCCAGUCGCAGACGCGCUGCACGAAGGGCUACUCCACGGCGCCCAUUCCGGACGUGUCGCGGCUCAACCCGAUGCGGCUGGCCAAGCUGGUGUGGAUCAACAACCGCACGGUGACUUUAAUGCUGGCCGACGGGUCGGAGACGCGAUUCAAUGUCUAGGGAGGAAGCAGAGGAGGAGCAGGAUAAUAAGGAGAGUCCUUCGGGGUGUAUAGCAUGUUAUUAGGCAAUCAGCGCGGGCUUCAAAAGCAGCAGGAGGAGCAGGAUGAUUCGCAGGAGGAGCAGAAACGACAUAACAAUAAUUAUUCAAAAAUAAACAAAAAUACAAGAAAAACAGAAACGUCUGGCGUUUCGUUAAAAAUAAUUAAGGCAGAGGAAACAAAGAAAAGCUAAGCAACAUUAAGUCAAAAACUUAGGCAAACGAAAACUAAGCAAAAUGAAUGCAAACAACAAUUCACAACACACAUUUUGUUAUUUAUUUAUAUACUUACCCUAUAUAUCUGUAACUUAUCUGUAUCCGUAUCCGUAUCUGUAUCUGUAUGUAUUUUAAUGUAUUACACGAUUUUAAUAUGCCCCCUAUAUUCCCCCUGCUACGUCCAUUUUACUUUUUAGUGCUAAACUUUUACUACCCAUCUACUCUUUAAACACGUGUUUCUGUUCUUGUUGUUCGCUUCCCAUGCGGAAAAAACAAAAACUAAAUCCAAAUAUUAACAAAGUAAACAACAAUUAACCAGAUGCAGGCAAAUAACAACCACAACCACACGAGAAUCAACAAAGGAAAUGAAAAAACGAUAAAAAACAAAGAAUGAAAAGCUGUUAUUAUUAUUACACAACUAUUAUUAUUACUAUUGUAUGCUACUAUUAUUAUUAUUGAUAUUUGUUAUGCCUAAUGUAUUGUUAUAUAUAUAUAUCUAAAAUAAACCUAAACAAAUGUAUUGAGCAAAGUUACGAAACGAAACGAAACAAAAAACAAAUCACCAAGAAGGAAAACGAACAUUAACUAGAGAGCGAAGAGUUUUUUUUUUUUGAAUACUAUAAUUACUGUAAUUCCCAUAUAGUUUCUUCUUUCGAUGUAAUAUUUCCGCUAAAGCGUGUGUAAAAAGUCUUUGUUGUUCUGUGAAAAUGUUAUAGGAAAAUCGAAAUCUGUUUAUAAAGUGCGAGCCACACAAUACACACACAUAAUUUAUUUGCGGCGUUAGUGUGCAUCGAUGCAUCGAGCGAAUAACGGUACUCGGGGGCCUGAGAAGUCAACUGUCAAACCCAGAAAUGCGGUUAAAACUAUUUAUCCUAACUCUAUAUAUAUAUACAUAUAUAUACCCAACUGAAUUUGCAAUAUGUGUUCGUUUACGUAUUCAAUACAACACAGGCAAACACACGUGUACUAUGUGAGAGAGUUAAUUGAAUUUGUGCUUAAUUUCAAUUACGAAUUAUAUAUAUAUUUACAUGGAUAUAUAUGUGAAGAUACAUGCAUACUUAUAUACGAAAUCCUUCAAUCAAAGUAUUACACAAACGAAACGAAGCAACUACAACAAUUAUGUACGGAGUAUACAACAAAUAAAGUCAACCAAACAUGAGCAAA